CCUGUAGAUUUUUUUUUUUUUUUUUUUAAACGACCUUUUUGAAUCCUGUCAGUUCUGCAAAUUAGGCUAAGGCUGCAUUCUAAUCCCUUCAAGCAUCGUUUUUUAUUCAUUGCGGAAGCGGAAACGUCUGAAAAAUAGAGAUUUCUUUCUUUUUCUUUUUCUGGUUUGAGCGCGAAAAAAUAGAAUAGAAGUAGUUUUUAUUUUUAUUUUUUUAUUUUACUUUGAUUAGGCCCAUUGAGAUCCGUUCUUUCUUUCUUUCUCUUUUCUUCAAAAAAUGAUUUAUGACGAUAGAGUUUGUUGAGUUUCGAAAGUUUUCAAUGAACAACAAGUAGCCUUUUUUCAAAUACCUUUCAGCUUACCCUUUCUGCUAUCUUUCCCCCUUUCAUCUCUAUUAAUUAGGACUUGAAUAUCUGAUAUACCUUCUCUUUCAGGUUGAUUUGCUUUUAUAAAAGAAAGAAAGAAUAAAAAAACCUGUAGUUGUUUUGUGGCUUUUAGGUCUUUUGUGUGAAUGAGAUGGUAAUGGCAUCUCUGGAUUCAAAUCCAUAAAGGCCCCCUUCUUCUUUUGUCAUGUUCUUUGCAUAAAGUUUCUUUCUUUUUGUCUUUUUAAAAGCCAUUGAAUUAGACUGAUUGUGAAAUUCACAAUUUUCCUAUCUAUGCUUGAAUUUGAAUUUGAAUUAUUUUACAAACGACAGUUAAUGGGAUGAGCUGAUAAUCUGGUGGCCCGUGUUACUUUUUGGUCUUGAAAAUGACUGGUACUGUGGAUUCGUGACUUUGCUUGGCUGAUUGCUUGCUCACACGCAUAAUAGUAGUUUGUCCUGGAUUUCCAUUUCUUUCUGUCUUUUCUUUAAAAGUACUCUCAGCCCUGAAUAUCUAUGACCAUUUGUCUUUUUUUUUUUUUUCCCAAAAACUGACGCUCUUUAUCUUCCUUGUUUCUGCUAUAAUUUUUCUCAUGCUAAAUAUUGUUUCCUAUGUGAGAUUUUACUUUUAUUGCUUGGGCCAAGAAGAAUUUGAGGUUUCACUGCCUACUAUCCAAGUUGUUCUGUGCUUAUAUAUUGUGCGGUUUCUUCAAACAGCAGUUAUUUCAGCAAAUUUCGGAUGCUUUGCAUAAGCAGGUCAUCUCCUGAUUACAGGAUGCGUGACUCAACUGGUGUGCAAUUCAUGAUAAACUUUGGUUCUCUCCCAAACUUCUCACAAACAGCUGGGAAACUUGAUAAUUCAGAAAAUCAGGCUGCUUUCAUUGAUGAAUCUGAGAGCUCUUGUUCCUUCAAGUCAGAGGUAAGCCAAUGCAGUGGAGAGGCUAGAAGGCUUGGAACAUGUGAUAAAGGCAAUAAUAUCUGUCCAUAUAGAUGUCAACUUGAACAGGAUGUUCAAAGCUUGCAACAAAAAUUAGAUGCAGAGAUGGAAUUGCAUUUUGUCCUUGAGAAUGCUGUAGGGCAUGUGGCUACAACAUUACCCAAUUUAUCUAAUGUCCCACAUGAUGCUGAAGAACUCUUGCUUGAUAUUGCUACAUUGGAGGUCACAGUUUCAAAGCUAGAGCAACAGAUGGUUUCUUUGAAUUAUCAGCUUAGUCAAGAAAGAAAUGAACGCAGACUUGCAGAGUACCAUUUGAAACAAUCAUCUACUCAGUCACUGUAUCUGUGCUCUUUGGAUAAUUUGAAAGCUCAGAAUACAAUAGAUUGUGGCAGACCCAUUGAAGACCAAGUGGCAUCGAAGCAAGUGCUUUCAUAUGAAGUAGACUGCAGCACACUCAGCCAUGACAAUAAGACAUCAAGAAAAGUUAUUCCACAUGCAGUCGACUUUGGAACACCCAUCCAAGACAAGAAAGCAUCAACGCAAUUGGCUACACAUUCUGUAGACUGUGGCGCCCUUGUCCAGGACAAGAAGUCAUUAAUGCAAGCUCUCCCUUCUGGAAAACUCAAUAAAGAGAUUUCAGUCAAGGGCCUUUGGAAUCACCCUAAUCAACUAUCUGAGGAGAUGGUACGGUGUAUGAAAAAUAUAUUCAUAUCCUUAGCAGACUCUUCCACUGCAUCAUCCAAAUCAUCCUCAUUAGAGGGCCUCCACUCUCCCGUGUCUCCCAACGGUCAUCUUUCCAGUUUAUCGAUUUGGUCACUAUCUGAACCCUCAACAAGUGCAUCAUGGGUGCAGAGCCCGCAAGUCGAUUUACAGUGUAACAGUGAGGUGUUGGCUUCUGAAAAUGUCUUUGAUCCCUACAAAGUUCGUGGAAAACUAAGUUGGGCAGACAUUGGAAACUAUGGUUCAGCAAUUGAGGUUUCUUGGAUGUCAGUUGGGAAGAAGCAACUGGAGUAUGCUUCUGGAGCACUGCGGAGGUUCAGAUUGCUGGUUGAGCAAUUGGCAAAAGUCAACCCAAUCAACUUGAGCAAUGAUGAGAAGCUGGCUUUCUGGAUCAACUUAUACAAUGCUCUGAUCAUGCAUGCUUACUUGGCGUAUGGUGUUCCAAGAAGCGACUUGAAGCUUUUCUCUUUGAUGCAAAAGGCUGCAUACACCGUUGGGGGGUAUUCAUUCAAUGCAGCCACCAUCGAAUAUGCAAUUUUGAAGAUGAAGCCUCCGCUCCAUAGGCCGCAAACCGCAUUGCUUCUUGCUCUCCACAAGCUAAAGAUAUCAGAUGAGCAGAGGAAGUUCUCAGUUGAUACUUGCGAACCGCUUGUGGCCUUUGCUCUCAGCUAUGGGAUGUACUCCUCUCCAGCGGUAAGGAUCUACACUCCUAAAAGUAUAAGAGAGGAGCUUCAAGAAUCACAACGUGACUUUAUUCGAGCUUCAGUUGGAGUGAGCAGCAAAGGGAAGCUUCUUGUGCCGAAGAUGAUCCACUGCUUUGCCAGAGGCUUUGUUGACGAUGCCAAUUUAGCUGUCUGGAUCUCUCGUUUCCUUCCUCCACAACAGGCUGCCUUUGUUGAACAAUGUAUAUCAAAGAGGCGGCAGAGCUUCCUGAGCUCACGUAAUUGUGGCAUUCUUACCUUUGAUUCUCGCUUCCGAUACCUUUUCCUGCCUGAAACCUUGCUGUGAUAUUCCUUUAAUUGUGUCCUUCUCUUUCUACCAGAGCAAAUUCUCUUGUAUUUUCCUUCUUACUCGUCUCUUACCCUCUUACGUCCAAGAUGACAACCGUCUUUUUACUUCCCAAAAUGACAGCAUAAACAUUUUCCAGUUGACAUCCUCUCUGUUUGAAGCUGUUCUAUUAUUAGCACAUUGUAGAUUUCAUAGAUGGCCCAUUAUAGAAUGCUGAUAGGUUCCAAUUGGAAAAAGCGGGAUAAAUGUUUUAAAUCCUAGAUGCUUAGGCCAUAAAAUGUAACAAGUGAGAUAGUAUCAGCCCUCUUCCCCUGUCCUGCCACUUCCUGUAACUAUGAUCCUACCCUCCUCCCCUCUUGAUUUUAUAACAUUUUCAGGAGUUAGAACUGACCUGGCCAAAGGCAACCUCAUUGUCCAUUAUCUUUGUAACUCACUGCUGUUUUGGUCUUCAUUUCGUGGACCUCACUUGGACAUGCACCAUACUGUGACUUGAUUAUUAAUGUGUUUUUUGUUUAAUCUACCAGAAGGAAAAAAAAAUGUCGUUUCGAAGUUGUAUUGAGUGAAGAAAGUAUUGUAAUCAGUAACAUGGUGUAUGCAUUGCCAAACUUCCGUGGUAGAAAUAUGUGAUGUGGCUUUGUAAUCCGGUUAAUUGCUGCCAGCUUUUGCUCA
This is a messenger RNA of Magnolia sinica, 3690 nucleotides long. RefSeq lists its product as uncharacterized. The transcript is spliced from 11 exons. Lineage: Eukaryota; Viridiplantae; Streptophyta; Magnoliopsida; Magnoliales; Magnoliaceae. The record is from RefSeq and is a predicted model, not a curated record. Bases 1096 to 3021 code for a protein of 641 amino acids.